This is a messenger RNA of Misgurnus anguillicaudatus (oriental weatherfish), 1043 nucleotides long. NCBI's taxonomy places the organism in Eukaryota, Metazoa, Chordata, Actinopteri, Cypriniformes, Cobitidae. The record is from RefSeq and is a predicted model, not a curated record.
CUUGCGCAACCAAAUGCUGUUAUGCUAGCUGCUAUGGCUAGUUGUACAGAGCUUAAAGAAACGAUAAGGUUUAGAUAUAAAUAUCUCCGUUUUGGAUCGUCGAUUGCAGAUUACUUUUUUGUUUUGGAGAAGGUGAUGAGGAGCACGAGCGAGGUGCAAAAAGACCAGACUGUAUCAAAAUAAAGACGCGUCACCAGAGAUGCAUUGAGCAGUGGAGCUGCUGCUCAGAUACAGGCUUCAGCUGACACAGAUGAGGACUGCAAUCUGGAGUCCAUUCCUGAGCGACCACAUUCAAAAUAAACAAGAACUAGAAGAGUUUGUCCAGAGCUCAGGAGAUCAUGGCAUCGUCGUGUUUUCAUUCGGUUCAAUGGUCAAUAACUUGACAAUGAACAGAGCCAACAUGAUCGCUUCUGCUCUCGGUCAGAUCCCACAAAAGGUAAUUUGGCGUUACAGCGGGAAAACUCCCGAAACUCUUGCUCCAAACACAAAACUCUACGACUGGAUCCCACAGAAUGGACAUCCAAAAACAAAGACCUUCAUUACUCACGGUGGAACAAAUGGACUCUACGAGGCGAUUUAUCACGGUGUGCCUAUGGUGGGUUUACCGCUUUUUGCUUACCAGCCAGAUAACCUUGUCCAUAUGAAAACCAAAGGAGCUGCAGUUUUCCUCGACAUCAACGACAUGACCUCCAAAGACUUAGUGGAGGCCCUUAAGACUGUCAUAAAUAAUCCAACGUAUAAGGAGAGCAUCAUGAAGCUCUCCAGAAUUCAUCACGAUCAGCCGAUGAAGCCUCUGGACCAGGCGGUGUUCUGGAUCGAGUUUGUGAUGCGUAAUAAAGGCGCUAAACACCUGCGAGUUCAGGCACAUGAACUGAGCUGGUAUCAGUAUUACCUCCUGGACGUUAUAGCCUUUUUACUCACAAUAACGGCUCUAAUCAUCUUUAUUUUCAUCAAAACAUGUUGUUUUAUUUUCCGUAAGUGUUUCAGGAGGACGGUUCCUAAUCCCAAAGCGAAGAAAAAUAAAAAAGAGUGAAUAAAGGCUA